Molecule: messenger RNA, 1258 nt
Organism: Beta vulgaris subsp. vulgaris (sugar beet)
Lineage: Eukaryota; Viridiplantae; Streptophyta; Magnoliopsida; Caryophyllales; Amaranthaceae
Product: photosynthetic NDH subunit of lumenal location 5, chloroplastic
Exons: 7
Coding region: 133-906 (257 amino acids)
Biological process (GO): protein peptidyl-prolyl isomerization; protein folding
Molecular function (GO): peptidyl-prolyl cis-trans isomerase activity
Source: RefSeq, a predicted model, not a curated record
UCCAACAAUGAGUUACCAUUUACCAAGAGUUUGUGUUGGGUUCAGCUUUUAAUCUGUGGUCACACUCGCUACGCUUACAACAUCAACAGCAGAAACUCAACGCAUAUUCGUAUCUUCGAGCUUCAUCCAUCAAUGGCGGCUUCUUUCGCAACACAAGCCAAUGUUACUUCAAUCUCCAGCAAAAAAGAUGUAAUUUCGGCGAAUUCCGUAGUAAAUUCCGCUGCUCGUAGCUCGCUCAAACUUCCUAGGAGUCCUCUGUCGUCGUCGAAUUCCUUCUGUUGCGUGUCAUUCAAGUGUUCUUCGCCCUCUUCUCUUCACCGGAAACCUAACUUUCUUACCUCUGUUCGAGCUUCUGCUGAGUCUAAUCUGCAGGAAACUCCUCUGCAAUCAAAAGUGACGAAUAAAGUAUAUUUCGACAUAAGCGUUGGUAAUCCAGUAGGGAAAUUAGCUGGUAGGAUUGUGAUUGGUCUCUUUGGUGAUGAUGUCCCUCGAACUACUGAGAACUUCAGAGCUCUUUGCACAGGAGAGAAGGGCUUUGGUUACAAAGGUUCUUCCUUUCACCGUGUUAUCAAGGAUUUCAUGAUUCAGGGAGGAGAUUUUGACAAAGGAAAUGGAACUGGAGGUAAAAGCAUAUAUGGGCGUACAUUUAAGGACGAGAACUUUAAUUUGUCUCAUAUUGGAGCUGGAGUUCUCAGCAUGGCAAAUGCAGGGCCCAAUACCAAUGGCAGUCAAUUUUUUAUAUGCACUGUCAAGACACCAUGGCUAGACAAAAGGCAUGUAGUCUUUGGGCAGGUUCUGGAAGGCAUGGAUGUAGUUAGGUCUAUCGAGUCCCAAGAGACCGACAGAGGUGACCGUCCAAGGAAGAGGGUUGUCAUCAGUGAUUGUGGUGAGCUUCCAAUGGUAUGAUGCACGACUUCAUGUUGUUUGUAGCAUCUACCUCAUUUUACAAGCUGUUAGGUUUGGCCCUAUCAUGUUGACUCGUUGAUUUGAUUUCCAUCGGGAGGCUUGUUUACUUUGCAUGGUUUGUCUCUUUGUGUGCACCUCUUUUCAUCUAGGUUUUCCCAGUAUAGAGAAAUCCAGUAGCUCUAGACUACACCCCAGGUUAUUAAAUUGGGCACUAGAGAGAGUUCGCACUUCACAGUACUUUUGGCUAUGCCGUAGCUAUCCUUCGAGGAUAAUAAUGAACUAUGUAAUGAUGUCAAUAUGCUGUUGUAAAAUCUUUACUAAAUGUUCUAUGAUUCAGAUGGCACUUUCACAA